CCAAACUUGGAGCUGCCGUUGUUUUGACAUAUAGGAAGGAUAUAUCUGGUGAGGGGCUGCGAGAUUAUCCCAUGUCAGCAUGGACGUUCAUCACCCGCACUUGAUCAGUGACUGCCUCAUUCAUAUUUUCACAUUCCUGACCGAGGAAGAUUUAAUCAGUGCCUGCAGUGUGAGUAAGGAUUGGCGUGAAGCUGCGGAGACUCCUUGGUUAUGGAGGAGGAUGUGUCUGCAGCGCUGGAGUUUCUGUAACUUUGCUGUCUUGGGGAGUGAACAUGUGAAUCACUCAUGGAAGAGAUACUUCCUACGACGUUGCCACUUAGAGAUGAAGAUGACCAAAGGCCAAUCAGGAGGUUACACCUGUAAAAGCCUCAGAGGACACACAGGCAGGGUGGUGGGGCUUGUGUACCUGCAGGGGAAUUCAGCUGAGCUUCCUCACCUCUGGAACAGCAGUGCCACAGUCUGCAGUGCCUCUGCUGAUGGUACAGUCCGAGCAUGGAAUAUCCAAAACGGUGAACUCCUGUGGUGCAGUCCCGUGCAGAGUCCUUUAACAGGGAUUGUAAGUGAUGAACAGCGUGAAGUUGUGAUCACAGCAGACUCCACAGGCCUCAUCAAAACCUGGCAGGGUCAGACUGGCCAGGAGGUGGCCUCCUUUUCUACUGGAUCUCCACACUCUACAUUACUGCAGUACAAUGUCGACAAUAAUUGGUUUCUGACUAUUGGAACCAGUCAGGGAUCUGUGUGUACACUCGCUGAUUCAGCUUUGACUAAAAAGUCCAGUAUAAUGGUGUGCGACAGCUUUAGUGUUAACAUACUCCUAGUUUCACCUGACAAGAAAUGGAUUAUGGCUGGAACCAAGGACAAUGAUGACUUAAGUCCAAAGGUGAUUUACACUGAGAGUUUGACCUCUCCCGCUGAGGACGAAGAUCCUCUGUGCCAGUCUGUGCCAGUCAUUGGGUGCCAGGCUGCCGUCUUCAUACCCACCCAGCCUGCCAGACUGGCCAUCAUCCACCACAAUGAGCACCCAAACAACAAAGUCCUCUCUGUCUUCGAUGUCAGCAUUAAAAAGACUAAGUACAAGUUGGAGAUCCAGGUCCAGCAGGUGGAGUCCUUCGUUUUGAAACUGCACACCAGGUUCUCACACAUCCAUCUCCAGGCCAAAGACAGCAACUGCUUAGUGUUGGCAUCUGACCAGACGCUAUGGGUCUACUCUCUGAAAGGGGCCCUGCUUGCCAGCUUUGAACAACAUACUAUGCCCAUUUCUUCUAUAUGUGUGGAUAGCUUUCGCGUGGUGACAGCAUCUCGGGACCUCUCCUUACGAGUGUUCACAUGGAGAAAUGACAGAGACCACGGCUUGACCCUAGUUAGUCGAUACCACUUACUGGGAGGCUCUCACACAAUGUCCAGAGGGUUCACUCACGUCGCUUGUGACUACUCCAGCAUUGUUGCCUCAACAGAAGGGAACGAUGGGAAAGACGUCUUAAAAGCGUAUUCUUUCACUUCCUGAGCAUCACUGCUCCACUAAAAGGUGCACAACCCACUGGAAGGAGGAAUGUUUGCUUUUAUUAUGAACUGUUAAACAUAUGCGCUUAAAUUAGGAUGUUCUUUUGUAAGUCUAUGUUUACAGAAAGUAAAACGUAACACUUAAUACAGAUGAGAAAUGCUAUGUUAUAGGAAAGGAAUUGGAACAACACACUGCUAACAAAAAAUAAGUAUGUACAAGUAUAAAGAUGUUCUGUAACGAUGCUUUUGGAGGCAUGUCAGUGUUGUAUGUGACCAGUGUUAAGGCAUAAUGUAUUGCAAAAUAUAUUUUGGUCACCUGUUCUUCAAUAAAUUACCUCCCCUCACUACUGAGGUAAGAAAAUACUGAGGUGUGUUAGUUAUGCAUUAGUGAAUAUAAUCUACAUACCAUAAAUGUUUAUAUUAA
Molecule: messenger RNA, 1924 nt
Organism: Larimichthys crocea (large yellow croaker)
Lineage: Eukaryota; Metazoa; Chordata; Actinopteri; Sciaenidae
Gene: fbxw12
Product: F-box and WD repeat domain containing 12
Exons: 10
Coding region: 80-1504 (474 amino acids)
Molecular function (GO): protein binding
Source: RefSeq, a predicted model, not a curated record